Messenger RNA from Hevea brasiliensis (rubber tree), 878 nucleotides. Its product is annotated as LOB domain-containing protein 15. Lineage: Eukaryota; Viridiplantae; Streptophyta; Magnoliopsida; Malpighiales; Euphorbiaceae. The record is from RefSeq and is a predicted model, not a curated record. Bases 140 to 841 code for a protein of 233 amino acids. The transcript has 3 exons.
CUCUCUCUCUCUCUCUCUCUCUGAGUCUGUUUCUCCCCUGAUCUAGACAAUGAACUAGUAUGCUUGAAUGUCCAGAGACAGGUAAAAAGUUACCCACCAAAGAAUUGAAUCAAAGAUCUCUUCCUCCUCAAAAGAAAGCAUGGAUAGAUUUGAUGAAAUAGGAAAGAAGAUCAGAAGAGAUACUGAUUUAUCUUCCCAAAUGGGAAGGAGACAUAUAUUGACUCCUGGGAUUUUAAACACUGUUACACCUUGUGCUGCUUGCAAGUUAUUGAGGAGAAGGUGUGCUGAAGAGUGUCCUUUCUCUCCAUAUUUCUCUCCUCAUGAACCCCAGAAAUUUGCAGCUGUUCACAAAGUCUUUGGCGCAAGCAAUGUCUCCAAGAUGCUAAUGGAGGUACCUGAAAGCCAAAGAGCUGAUACAGCGAACAGUCUAGUCUUUGAAGCAAAUUUGAGGCUAAGAGAUCCAGUAUAUGGCUGCAUGGGUGCAAUUUCAGUUUUACAACAACAAAUUCAAUCUUUGCAAGCAGAAAUUAAUUCAGUAAGAGCUGAGAUAAUCAAAUACAAAUAUAGAGAGGCCAAUACUAAUAUCAUUUCGUCUACUGAACAUCAUCAUCCUGCUGCUUUAGUUUCUUCCGGGGAUUUGUCUUCAAUCUCUGCACCAGCAACACAACCUCUUCCUCCACUUUCGUCUCCUCCUCCUCCUCCGCCUCCACCACCACCAACAACCGCAUCUAUUGUUGUUUCUUCAUCUUCUUCAUCUUCCAUUUCUUCCUUGUACACGCCACCCACUAGUUCUACAGGUUACAGCUCCAUUUCCAGUGUUAAUGUUCCAUACUUUGACUAAUUUAAUUAUAAGCCAUAAUUAAGUUCUUUACUUUCUA